Messenger RNA from Diuraphis noxia (Russian wheat aphid), 459 nucleotides. Its product is annotated as mitochondrial adenyl nucleotide antiporter SCaMC-like. The record is from RefSeq and is a predicted model, not a curated record. Lineage: Eukaryota; Metazoa; Arthropoda; Insecta; Hemiptera; Aphididae.
AUGGACGUAGUGGUCAAGACUUACAAAAGAGGAGGUGUGUGGGCAUUCUUCAGAGGUUUCUGGCCCGGUACGCUAAGCAUUUUUUUGUUCACCGGUAUCGAUCUUAUGACUUACGAACACAUCAAAGAAAACUAUUCCUACUUCCACGGGAAGGACGGCUGCCCGAGUUGGUUCGUCAACUUUUACUCAGCAUUUAUCUCGAACAUCGUGGGCGUAGUGAUAUGUUAUCCGAUAUCUACGGUCAUCACUAGACUGCAAGUUGAAAACGGACACUCGGAUGGAACGUUACCGUCAGAUAAAUGGGACCGGCGGCGGCUGUUCUCGGCUAAGAACUUCCGCAGUGGCCUACUCCUUUACAGAGGCAUAACCGGCAGUGUCAUCAAAAUAUUACCUUGCACGUCCAUUGGCUACGUAGUCUACGAAGAGCUGUGCAAGUCAUUUGGCGUGCAAAUGUCGUGA